Messenger RNA from Mustela lutreola (European mink), 2708 nucleotides. It is a transcript of the gene RAB6A, whose product is annotated as RAB6A, member RAS oncogene family. Gene Ontology annotation, molecular function: GTP binding; GTPase activity. The transcript is spliced from 8 exons. Lineage: Eukaryota; Metazoa; Chordata; Mammalia; Carnivora; Mustelidae. The record is from RefSeq and is a predicted model, not a curated record. Bases 72 to 698 code for a protein of 208 amino acids.
UCAACCGAUUGGAGCAGCGUCAGUCUGAGAGGUCUCUGGGCUGAGGCGGCGGCAGCUCCUCCGGCUCCAUCAUGUCCGCGGGCGGAGACUUCGGGAAUCCGCUGAGGAAAUUCAAGCUGGUGUUCCUGGGGGAGCAGAGCGUUGGAAAGACAUCCUUGAUCACCAGAUUCAUGUAUGACAGUUUUGACAACACCUAUCAGGCAACAAUUGGUAUUGACUUUUUAUCAAAAACAAUGUACUUGGAGGAUCGAACAAUCAGGCUGCAGCUGUGGGAUACUGCGGGUCAGGAACGUUUCCGUAGCCUCAUUCCCAGUUACAUCCGUGAUUCUGCUGCAGCCGUAGUAGUUUACGAUAUCACAAAUGUUAACUCAUUCCAGCAAACUACAAAAUGGAUUGAUGAUGUCAGAACAGAACGAGGAAGUGAUGUUAUCAUCAUGCUAGUAGGAAAUAAAACAGAUCUUGCUGACAAGAGGCAAGUAUCAAUUGAGGAAGGAGAAAGGAAAGCCAAAGAGCUGAAUGUUAUGUUUAUUGAAACAAGUGCAAAAGCAGGUUACAAUGUUAAACAGCUCUUCCGACGUGUUGCAGCAGCUUUGCCUGGAAUGGAAAGCACACAGGAUAGAAGCAGAGAAGACAUGAUUGACAUAAAACUGGAAAAGCCUCAGGAGCAACCAGUCAGUGAAGGAGGCUGCUCCUGCUAAUCCCCCGUGGCAUCUUUAACUUUUCUCCAGAAGCUCACUGCUUUGGCCCCCUUACUCUUUCAUUGACUGCAGUGUGAAUAUUGGCUUGAACCUUUUCCCUUCAGUAAUAACGUAUUGCAAUUCAUCAUUGCUGCCUGUCUCGUGGAGAUGAUCUAUUAGCUUCACAAGCACAAAAAAAUUCAGUGUCUUCAUUAUUUAUAUUUUACAAAAAGCCAAAUGAUUACAACAUAUUCCAGUGAUAACUUUAAAAAUUAGAUACAUUUUCUCAACUUUUUUUUUCCUUUUCAAUGUUAAUGAUAAUGUACUUCAAAAUGAUGGAAAUUUCAACAGUAUGUGGUUUGGUUAAGGAGCAGUUGUUCAUAGCAGCACUUGCCUACCAACUUGAUCUCUUUCUGCUUUUCUCACCUCUCCCUUACUGUAUUCCCUGUUCUUAUUCUCUAUCAAAACAAAUGAGGUAUGACAAAGCAGCAAUCAGACCAAACCCAUUGGAUCCUUCAAAUUUAGCAAUACCACUUGUUCUAGCCUUGGACCAAGAUUUCCAAAAAUAUUAUUGAGCAGUGAUAUAAAUUACUUAGACUUUAUUUGAGGUCAAAACUCAGCUAUCAUGAGUAGGCAGUGCUUGGAUAAGACGGGUUCUGUUGCAUCUUCAAAAUGAGUCCUAAUGAACACACUGAGUACUUAACAAGUUAAGUGAAAAUAAAAUGUGUUUCAAACCAAAAUAGAUGACCCUUUCACAUGUUAGUCUCUGGGAGAGAAGGGUAACACUACUUCAGAACAUGUUUUUAAUACUGAAUUCUUCCAGUGAACUAUUUCUCCCAGGAUUUUAAAAAUUGUCGAGAUAAAGUUGUUCUCUUUGUUUAAAAAAAGGGGGGGAGAAGAAAAGAAAACUUUUGUAAGCAAUAGAUUUCUCUGGGGUGUUUUUGUUUGUUUGUUUGUUUUCAAAAAAUGCUAUGCAGUCAAGGCGCUAUAGGAAUCAAAUUCCUUUAAGAACCACCAGUGGAAGAAUUUAAACUUGGCACCUUGAUCAGAACUAUAAUAACCAGUAAAAACAAUGAUAUCUAAAGUUUACCAACAAAAGAAUCCUCAACAAAAUAAUAAAUACUAUACUUUGCUCAGGACAUUUGAGGUCAGAUUGAAAAUAGAAACAGUUUUCUUAUAAGCCCCUAAGAGGCAGAUCUGGAUAAGCAUACAUAGAAGAGGGAAAGGAGAGAAUGGAAAUAAAACUCAAUAUUAUGCAGAUUUAUGCCUUAUUUUUUAACUUUUUUUUUUUUUUUUUUUAAAUGUUGGGUCUUUCAGGCUGGUUUUGCUUUUUAUUAGGUCUGUAUAGUUUGGUUAAUUAACCAGUGAUUUAGUUUUAUAUUUAAGCUACAGUUAAUCUUUUUUCUUUGGUGAUAUUUAUUUCUUUGCCUUUUUUUUUUAAAAACUACUUUCAAUUUUUAGAUGUUUCGUCCAGUCUGUUUAGAGCUUCAUUACCAUGGCAAUAUAUAUUUCCCUUAAAACACUGUAAAGAAAUAUACUAGGAGUGCACCAUUUUAAUCUUUACUAGUUAUUGUGAGAUUGCUGUGUAAGUUAAUAAACACAUUUGUAAAUACAUUGUUUGCAGGAAGAAAAUUUCUGAGUUACAGCUCAGGAAAAUCCUGCUGAAUUUACGUUGUAAGCAUUACUUAACACAGUAUAAGGAUGAAAAGACAACAAAAUUCAUACUUCUUCAUCCCCUCAUUGCAACAAAACCCUUAACUGGGAGAACCUUAUUCCCCUCUCUUUCCUCUUCCUUCUCCAGUUCCCACUUAUUGUCACCUUGUAAUAUUCAGAGAGCACUUGGAUUAUGGGUCUGAAUAGAGAAAUGCUUUCAGAUAAUCAUUAGCCCACAUACCAGUAACUUAUACUAAAAGAUGGGAUGGAGUUGUAAAGUGCUUUUAUAUAAUACAAUAUUAUUGUUAAAGGCAAGGGUUGACUCUUUUGUUUUAUUUUGACAUGGCAUGUCCUGAAAUAAAUAUCAAUUCAAUAUGG